AUGAGAGACGUGACGGAGGUGGAGUGGAACCGAUAUGGAUACCUUGUAAAAGUGCUUCAUGAGGCAAAAGACAUGUCCAAGGUUCUAGGAUGCACUGGAACUAUAGUUUCACCAUCUCUAGUGCUGACGUCUGCAAAAUGCUUUGGUGAUGAAGCAGAUGGGAACUCCCUUGUAAUUUACUCAAAAGGAACAUCCUAUAGAAAGCGCAUGGUCAGCUCUGUGGUGAUGGCGGGUGAUUUUGCCAUCCUGGAGUUUCAUCGAAUCAGAGAUGAGAUGUGCCCCAGCGCUCCUGCGCCAGUUCGAUUGAGUCGAUUACCCAUUGAGAUCACUUUGACCAGUUCUCCAUGGAAGAGCAUUAACCUUGACAAGUUGCCCAAGAAGAAAUGCCGAAUCACUGGUUUCGAGACAUCAAAUGUUACAAACUUUUCUUCCGUGCACAAAACACUACAAACCGAUGUGCAAGUAGUGAUUGAUGACGAUGUUGUGACAGUCGAUGUUGCCGGCGACAGCCCUGUGUGUUGGGAUGAUAUCGGUGUACCACUUGAAUGCAUGUUGGACAACAAGAGCUGGACUCAAGUUGGAUUACUACAAUCAGUAACUAGAAUUGUAGAAGAUGAAGAGAACCCCAGUACGUCUGAAUGUGGCGACAUAACGAGUCUUGUUUUUACGAUAUUCUCCGAUGAAACGAUUGCUAAAUCUCUGGAGGAUCAUACCGUCGAUGUGCUCAGCUGGUCAAAGAAAUGUUUUGAUGCUUCUCGAUUAGAAUCAGAUGAACCAUCCGAGUAA
Angiostrongylus costaricensis is the source of this 786-nucleotide messenger RNA. Lineage: Eukaryota; Metazoa; Nematoda; Chromadorea; Rhabditida; Metastrongylidae. The record is from the annotation of a GenBank genome assembly.